Messenger RNA from Xenia sp. Carnegie-2017, 2072 nucleotides. Its product is annotated as neuronal acetylcholine receptor subunit alpha-10-like. The transcript is spliced from 6 exons. Gene Ontology annotation, molecular function: transmembrane signaling receptor activity; extracellular ligand-gated monoatomic ion channel activity; neurotransmitter receptor activity. Gene Ontology annotation, cellular component: membrane; synapse; neuron projection. Bases 62 to 1609 code for a protein of 515 amino acids. Lineage: Eukaryota; Metazoa; Cnidaria; Anthozoa; Malacalcyonacea; Xeniidae. Gene Ontology annotation, biological process: signal transduction; nervous system process; regulation of membrane potential. The record is from RefSeq and is a predicted model, not a curated record.
GUUGAAAUUCUCUCUGUAAUUAACAGCUGUCUUCGAGUUCGCGCUGUACAAAUUGCUUAGCAUGGCUUUCACACUGUCUGUUUUCCUUAUAUUGUUCUCUCUACAUCUCGGUCUAUCUUACUCGCCAAAUCAUGCGAAGAAUAAUCCACAAAGAAAGCUGUUGUCUUACUUGUUCGGCAAAUACUCGAACAAAGGGGAAAAGUUUUUGCCUGUGAAAAACUAUAGUGACGCGGUUACUGUUCAUUUCGAUAUCACUUUAAUUAAAAUAAAAGAAGUGAACGCCAAAGAACAGACGAUACAAGUUCAUGUGUGGAUCCGUCAGAAGUGGACAAAUCCUUUUUUGAAUUGGGAGAACCAGACGGAGUUCAAGGAAAUAUCUUCUAUCAAUGUUAAGCCGAGCAGCGUUUGGACUCCGGACAUCAUCUUGUAUUACAAUGUAGAUGAACAAGAUCGUACUGGCGGUGGUGAAGAGACUUACAAGACUUUGGUGAAGCUUUACAAAAAUGGAACAUGUUUGUGGUCAAGUCCUGCUCUUUUCAAAGCAAUUUGCACUAUAGACGUGUCGUACUUUCCCCUUGAUAAGCAAAGAUGUAUUCUCAAGUUCGGUUCUUGGACAUACGAUAGCAAAAAGCUCAAACUAAUGACAACAAGUAACGGGACUCGUCCCACAAAUGAUUACAUCAAGAAUGGUGAAUGGGAAAUCUAUAGAGUGAUGAGAGAAAACUGUACUUUAAAGCGCGAAAACGACACUUGGAUGGUAGUUCAAAUGACGAUCGAAAUGAAGCGUCAGAAUUUGGAUUACUUCAUCAAUCUGGUGAUACCUUGUUUAAUGAUCUCUUGCAUGACAUUUCUUGGCUUCAUCCUACCUCCAGAAUCUGGCGAGCGUAUCGGUCUUAGCAUCACAGUGUUGUUGGCGAUGACGGUAUUUCAACAACUGACCUCAGAAAUCAUGCCUUCAUAUGGCUUUCCGUUACUGGGGCAGUACUAUUUUGCAACAAUAUUGGAAAUUGGAGCUGCACUUCUUGCAACGACGAUAAUUCUCAACUUUUAUCAUCGCACUAAUCGUAAAAUGCCUCGUUGGAUGCGUGUCGUUCUGCUACAGUGGAUGUCUAGGGUCGUGUUUCUUCGUGAGUCUGCUCAAAAGUGCAUCAAAGUUGACAGAAAAACAAUCAAUCGUGGAAUUCGUGAAAACGUUGAUGCGAUCAUUAAUAACGGAUACGUUUUAGGUGAAUAUCAACGUGGCCCUACUUCUGCAGGCACAACUCGUAACCAGUAUCAUGAAACAGGAUGCGAAAUUGACGAGAGUCGCGCAAAACCUACAACUGAUCACAAUGUUCUCAAAGUCACUCUUGGCUCAAUUGGAAGCGAACUGGCGUCACAAAAUGUUCAAAACGACAAAGCGUAUUUCACCGACGAGACUGGGGAGACUGUAAGCGAAGAUGUGAUGCGAAUACGUCACCAGCAAUGGACGUUGGCCGCUAAAAUACUGGAUCGUCUUUUUCUGUGGAGCUCAAUCUUCAUCGGUGGUGCAACGAUGCUUGGAAUUUUUUUAAGAACGCAAAGAAAUUGGGAUGGCAGUGGUAGACGCUCGUUCUGUGAGGUUUUUUGAUGCAGCCUUAGUAUCAUUCAAAACUAACACCGACAAAACUAUCACAGAUAACUACACGAUCCCAUUUAGUCUUCAACGUCCACCUUACAAUAAUCAAAUGAUUUCUACUUCUAGAAUGUAUUGCGUAAGGUUAUAUUUAUUAUUUAUGGUUACAGAAAGCUAGAAACUAUGAAAAUAUUGUGGCGAUUGCACAUAAGUAUCCCUAAAAAUAGUUAUUUUGAUUUAAUUAUUCGCAUUUAAUGUUGACGACGAGUUUUUUGAGAAAUGUUUCGGCAUCUCAUGAUGCCAUGAUUCACUAAUGAGAGGAAGAGUUGAACGCAUGUUUGAGAAGAUUUCCUUUGAAAGACUGAUCAUUCAUUGGCAAGAAUAUAUGAAAUAUUUAUCAUUUGCUUGUAAAUUAUUCAAAUUCAUCAGUAGAAUCAGAGAAGCCCGAUAGGAAACAAAUUAUAUAUUGUUGAAUUAA